Penicillium paradoxum is the source of this 204-nucleotide messenger RNA. RefSeq lists its product as uncharacterized. The record is from RefSeq and is a predicted model, not a curated record. NCBI's taxonomy places the organism in Eukaryota, Fungi, Ascomycota, Eurotiomycetes, Eurotiales, Aspergillaceae. The annotation marks the transcript as partial. The transcript is spliced from 2 exons.
AGGGGGGAUAUAGAUAUAUAUAGGCGGUUUUUGCGAUACGGGGCUAAGGAAAAUAACGUAGGCACUAGGCUUACGUACCUAUCUCGUUAUACGGUAUCUAUAUUUCGAGAUCUUUCGAAUAUUAACGAAACUAGAGUGAUUUUUAAACUCUACCCCCUAGAUUUACUAAAAGAGGUAAUACGGGAGACCCGUCCUAUUAUAUAG